CUUCCUACCCUCAUCCCUUUAAUUUAAUUACAGAUUGUACCACCCACAGAUUCGCCAUAGAGAAAAAGCAACGUAGAGACCAAGCUUUGCCCGGAUCUCUGGGGUGCGUGGAAGACGUUGAGGAGAAGAUGACGUCGAGGCGGCGAUGCGUGCUCUUCCCGUGGUUAAUUGAUCCCUUGCAGCCAUUCAAAGUCGGACCCUAGCCCUAUCCAUUGCUCCCGAUCAAUCGCACAUUUAACCUCGCGAAUCAGGUGGAAUUAGUGUUGGCGUUGGAAGUAUUUUUAAGUAGAUCGUGAUCUUGUCGUGGUUAUUAGGGAUGGUUGAUACUCCGAAGAUACUGUACAUCGUGGUGGUGGACGAGGAUGAGAAAAGAGGGGACGAGAGGGAUGAAGGUACCUUCAGGUAUACGCGGCCGGUGCUGCAAAGUACGUUGCAGCUCAUGGGAUGCAAGGCACGGCACGCGUUCAAGAUUAGUCGAAGGGUAUUUGAUGUGAUGAGAAGUGAAUGCAAAAAAGGUGGCUUUACUCAUGAUGGGGCUAAUUUACCAUUCUCAGAUAUUUCAGCUGCAAGAUCUGGGAAAGUGAAUAAUCAUGAACUGCUAAGCCGGAAUAUUAUAAAUGAAAACAUCGAGAGAAGUUCAAUACAGUUUGAACUAUAUAAAAGGCAAACAACUGUCAUAGUUACUAGAGAAAAGUUCUUGAGUGUUGUUUGUGAUGCACUUUCUGUUUAUAAGUAUGUAGGCCCUAAUCAAAGGACUGACUUUCUCUUGGCAUGCAGAGUUCGAGAAAGAAAGGAAUCAGUUACAAUUCUUUUGUGUGGAACAAGUGGGUGUGGGAAGUCUACCCUAUCGGCCUUACUGGGAAGCAGGUUGGGCGUUACAACUGUGAUUUCAACUGAUUCAAUUCGUCACAUGAUGAGAAGCUUUGUAGAUGAAAAAGAAAAUCCACUUCUGUGGUCCUCUACAUAUCAUGCCGGUGAAUACUUGGAUCCCGUAGCAGUUGCAGAAGCAAAGGCUAAAAGGAAAGCAAAAAGAUUAGCUGGUGUUUCCAACUCUCUUGUUAAGGAAGGGCUGCCCAAUAAUGCUUCAUUUGAUAAGUGUGAGAUGCAAUCGCUGGCCGGAGGUUUAGGGUUCGAGGUAAUUGGCAAAAAGCAAUUGGCAGUUGAGGGAUUCAAGGCACAGAGCGAGAUGGUCAUCGACAGUCUUGAUCGUUUGAUUACAGCUUGGGAAAAUCGGAAGCAAUCUGUUAUUGUUGAAGGUGUUCACUUAAGCCUCAAUUUUGUGAUGGGACUAAUGAAAAAGCAUUCUUCAAUUAUACCAUUCAUGAUUUAUAUCACGAAUGAGGACAAACAUAUGGAAAGGUUUGCUGUGCGUGCCAAAUAUAUGACAUUGGACCCUGAAAAAAAUAAGUACGUCAAAUAUAUUCGGAACAUAAGAAGGAUUCAGGACUAUCUCUGCAACCGGGCUGACAAACAUCUGGUGCCCAAGAUAAAUAACACAAAUGUUGAUCGUAGUGUGGCUGCAAUUCAUGCCACAGUUUUUAGCUGCCUGAGGAGGCGAGAAGCAGGAGACCAGCUCUAUGAUCCAAUCACGAAUACAGCACCCAUAGUUAAUGAAGAGUAUAGAAACCAAUGUGCUGCAAACUCACUGAGUUCAAAACGAAUGUUUCAAUUGAUACAGAGGUUAGGAUCUUCUAGGCAUCUCAUGGCACUUGUUAAUACCGAUGGGUCUGUUGCUAAGGCUUGGCCAGUGGAGUCCGUUAAUGUUAAAACAAUUCCUGGAUCAAACAGUGGAAGUGAGAGCUGUGUAGGAAGCCCAUUGUAUGGUCCCUUGAAAAUUGGCAAGGCAGAGCCCAUUAAUCUUCAGUUUGGCAAUUAUGGAAUCAGUGCUUGGCCCAAUGAUACUGGUGCUGCAAGUUAUGCUGGAAGCAUGGAUGAUUCGAGGGUUGAUGGCACCGACUCUGGUAGUCGAUGCUUUUCUUCUUCUCCUAGCUCUCCUAGGGUUUCAGUAGGAGCUUCAAAAGAGCCUAUGGAAGAAGACUCUGUAUCUGGAAGUGAUGAUGAAGCUAUUGAACCCCCCAUUGCCGACAGUGAAGAUGAUCAAAGUGACUCAGAAGUAGAAAUACCUGAGGAGUUUUUUGCCCUUCAGAUGGAGGGUUCUGUAGAUGAGGAAUCAACUAAAUCAGAUGAGGAGUACGACGACUUAGCCAUGAAGGAUGGAUAUUCAUCUGAUGACGAUGAGGAACCCAGAACUGCACUGAUUGAAACUACUUCAGGAAAGAACAUGGAAAAUAAUGAAACCCUUAACAAGUUUAGGCGCUGCUAUUCUCAUUCAGAUAGAAAUCAUAGAAGCAAGGAUGAAAGAAUCAGGAAUCGCUCACAAAGUGAUAUCAAAAGGAUUCGCAGUAGAUCACACAGCAUUCCUGCAUCAUUCUUUGGCAUUUCUCAGGUCCACAGCAGAGAUAUUGCAGGCCAAGUUAGUACAGUUCACCUUUAAAUUACUAAUGUCAAUAUCAUAAGAGUUUUGAAGCUCAUCCUGCUACGUUUUCAACACACUUUUUAUAGUAUUUGUGGUUGUGUGGCUUUUCUACUUAGAGAGUUUGACAAAUUAAGAGGUGCAGAUUGAGAUUACUUGUAGCUUGAGUAGAUGAAAAGGAAUAUGUUUUGAAUCCUACUAAAGAUGCCGUUAUGAAGCCAGUUGGAAGGUUUUUUGGAUCACAUCUUUUUUAUAUUCUAUCUUUUGUUUGAGAUAAUGUUGUAAAAUAUAUUAAAUUAAGGGAUGUAUUGAGCAUUUCUUUUCGGAUCACUUUUGAUUUGAGAUCUGGACCACAAAUGGUGAUUCUUUCAUUGCUCCAAUAUUCAGACUGCAAAUUUGUGUUUCUUGCUAA
This is a messenger RNA of Dendrobium catenatum, 2885 nucleotides long. Its product is annotated as P-loop NTPase domain-containing protein LPA1. The record is from RefSeq and is a predicted model, not a curated record. The coding region runs from base 317 to 2494 and encodes 725 amino acids. NCBI's taxonomy places the organism in Eukaryota, Viridiplantae, Streptophyta, Magnoliopsida, Asparagales, Orchidaceae. The transcript is spliced from 8 exons.